AUUUAAAUUCUUUCAAUUUUUCCCUCAUAUGCUUGAAGUCUGCACAAGUGAACAGAUCGUUGUAUCCUACAUCACAUCCUACUAAACCGGUAGUUUGCUGUCAAAUUCUGUGUUUCCUCUUCUUGGUGAAGUGUCCAAGGAACCUUAUCAGCCUUUCAACAUGAUGGCCAAAGUGGUGAUCCAAGCAUCAAUUGUUCUACUGUUCAUCGUCAACGUGUGUUUUGCCCAUGAAAAGCAGCUGGGAUUCGGAGCAUCACUGUCCAGCGGAAGUCAGGCAUCCGGUGGUAUCUCAGCCGGAGGACUAUCUUCAAUCGGCCUCUCAGGAGGACUGUCUUCAGGAGGAGGAUUAUCCACAGGAGGAGGACUCUACUCAGGAGGAGGACUAUCGUCAGGAGGAGGACUCUACUCAGGAGGAGGAUUGUAUUCUAGCGGUGGAUUAUCUUCAGGAGGAGGUCUGUAUUCCGGAGGAGGAUUGUAUUCCGGUGGAGGAUUGUCUUCAGGAGGUAUAUACUCAGGAGGAGUGAUAGUUCCAGGGCCGGUUGGUGGGGGUGGAGGACUCGGCGGAAUUGGAGGAGGAAUCGGCGGUAUUGGAGGAGGAAUCGGCGGUAUUGGAGGAGGAAUCGGUGGUAUUGGAGGAAUCGGCGGAAUUGGAGGAAUCGGCGGAAUUGGUGGAGGAAUCGGUGGAAUUGGCGGAAUUGGAGGAGGAGGAAUCGGCGGAAUCGGAGGAGGAGGAAUCGGAGGAGGAGGAAUUGGCGGAGGAGGAAUCGGUGGAAUUGGUGGAGGAGGUUUCGGAAUCGGCGGAGGAAGCUACAGCGGAAUAGGCAUUGGAGGAGGAUUUGGACCAAUCAAGCGGCCCACUUACGGUGCUGGGUUCGCCAUCAAUCCAUACACAGGCGAGCUGAUUGACUUGCAAUUUGGUUCUUCCUACUAUGGCUACACCAAUCCCUACAACCCCUAUCAUACUAUCUAUGCUGCUUAUCCUUACUACAGAUCAUCGGAAUCAGAAGUGAGCGGUAGUAGUUGAAGAAAUUAAUAAAAACUCAAUAAGGCAUAUUGAACUGUUAUGGUGAAUUUCAGGUUGAAACAAUCAAUAUUGCUAUAAUCAUUGACUUGUGCUUCAACUAUGGUGUAGGCCUAUAUAGAGAUGAGUUACUGUUCCUGCUGCUGUACAAAACAUAAAUUUGGAUUUUUUUACACUUUUAUAAAGUUUUCAAAUUUCAUAUUGAAUGAUUAUGCUAAAUUACUAUUAAAGAGUGAGUUCACUUUUUAUUUUAAUU
Nilaparvata lugens (brown planthopper) is the source of this 1277-nucleotide messenger RNA. Its product is annotated as acanthoscurrin-1. The record is from RefSeq and is a predicted model, not a curated record. Lineage: Eukaryota; Metazoa; Arthropoda; Insecta; Hemiptera; Delphacidae. The transcript has 2 exons. The coding region runs from base 161 to 1024 and encodes 287 amino acids.